AUUUGUAUGAAUGUUAUAGCAUGCGAUAAGAGUUCGUAAUGUUCACUUCAGAUAUGAUUUUGUUGAAUAAAUCACUCAUCUUCACCACUUUUGUCAUGAAUGUUAUGUUAUGCAGAGUUGUAGCAAACUUCAGCGAGGUUGUAACAUCAACAAGGUCGUUUCAUGUCGACCUCCAUUCACUCCUGAAGAAGUGGUGUGUUAAUCACCAGCUCUCCAUGUUUUUAUCAGCCUGACACACACUCCAACCAUCUCACACACUCACACACACUCUUUUCACUUUCCUCACUUCGCCAUAGGAUGCGCUAUGCCGUGUCUCUCGGCUCUCUCGGCCUGCUCCGGCUGCUCGGCGCGCCCUGGUCGUGGAGCGUGGCCGCUGGACUCGGCCUGUACCUGGGCUCCGGCGGCUGGAGAUACCUGUACGUGGCCGCGCGCACCGCCAAGAGGGACCUCAAUGGUGUGCUGGUGCUCCUGAGGGUGAAGCUGGCGCUGUGGCGUCACACGCGUAAUGGCAGCACCAUCCCCUCCAUCUUCGCCCAGACCGUGGCUCAGCACCCGGACAAACCCGCUCUGGUGUACGAGGCCACCGGGGAAACGUGGACCUUCUCCGAGCUCGACCGGCUGUGUAACGGCGUGGCUCAUUGGGCUCUGAGUCAGGGCUGGGGCUCGGGGGACGUGGUGGCGGUGUUAAUGGAGAGCAGGCCUCUGCAGGUGGUGCUGUGGCUCGGCCUGGCUAAACUCGGCAUCGAGUCAGCGCUCAUCAACUUCAACCUGAGGCGAGACUCCCUCAUGCACUGCCUGGGCGCGUCGGGAGCACGGGCGCUCGUUUUUGGGGCAGAGCUCGCUGAUGCCGUGUCGGAGGUGAGCUCCUCUCUGAGUGAGUCUGUGGCUCUCUUCUGCACCGGAGACCUGAGUCCUGAUCACAUGACCUCUCUCAAAGCUCAGCCAUUCGACUCGCUGCUGGCGUCUGCACCACGCCAUCCUCCCUCCUGCACUCCAUCCAAGGGCUUCAGCGACCGUUUGUUCUACAUUUACACCUCGGGAACUACUGGACUUCCCAAAGCUGCUAUCGUGGUGCACAGUCGAUAUUAUAGAAUGGCGGCUUUUGGGUAUUAUGCUUUCGGCAUGAAGCCAGAUGACAUCCUGUAUGACUGCUUACCUCUCUACCAUUCAGCAGGUAAUAUAAUUGGUGUCGGUCAGUGUUUAAUCAACGGACUGACUGUGGUGGUGAAGAAGAAGUUUUCAGCCAGCCGCUUCUGGGAAGACUGCAUCAAGUACAACUGCACUGUGGUGCAGUACAUCGGCGAGAUCUGCCGCUACCUGCUGUCUCAGCCUGUGCGCCCAUCAGAGCGUGGGCACCGUGUGCGCCUGGCUGUGGGUAACGGGCUCCGCCCCAGCGUGUGGGAGGCCUUCACUCAGCGCUUCGGCAUUAAACAGAUCGGCGAGUUCUACGGAGCCACCGAGUGUAACUGCAGCAUCGCCAACAUGGACGGCAAGGUGGGAUCGUGUGGGUUUAACAGCAUGAUUCUGCCGAGCGUCUACCCCAUCCGUCUAGUGAAGGUAAACGAAGAGACCAUGGAGCUGGUGAGGAAUAAGGACGGACUUUGUGUUCCAUGUAAGCCAGGAGAACCCGGGCUGCUGGUGGGCAAAAUCAACCAGCAGGAUCCUCUGCGUCGCUUUGACGGCUACGCCAAUCAGGAAGCCACCAAGAAGAAGAUUGCCCACAACGUUUUCAAGAAAAACGACUCUGCCUACCUGUCGGGUGACGUUCUGGUGAUGGAUGAACUGGGCUACAUGUACUUCCGGGACCGCAGUGGGGACACGUUUCGCUGGAAGGGUGAAAACGUCUCCACUACUGAAGUGGAAGGAAUCCUGAGCAGCCUGCUGGGCCAGACGGAUGUGGCAGUGUACGGAGUCACCGUGCCAGGUGUGGAGGGAAAAGCGGGGAUGGCCGCUAUCGCUGAGUCCACAGGGAGCUUUAACUGUGAAUCCUUUCUCAGAGAAGUCCAGAAGGUGUUGCCUCCAUACGCUCGGCCAGUUUUUCUCCGCAUCUCCCCACAAGUAGACACUACAGGUACAUUUAAAAUUCAGAAGACCAGGUUACAGAAGGAGGGAUUUGACCCCCGUAUCACAGCGGACCAGAUCUACUUUCUGAACUCCAGAGCAGGGCGUUAUGAGGUAGUGACUGAGGAAGUCUAUAAUGCCUUAGUAGAAAAUAGGAUACCUCUGUGAGAGAGGAUGAGGAGCAGAUCAGGUAAAGCCAUGGCAUUUCAGGGAUCAGUUAUUAAGGUGCAAAAGAAAGCAAACAGGAUCUCUGCUGUGGCUUGUACUGCUAAUAUUUAGAGAGACAAGGUUUAAUGUUUAGCACUGUUUAACUGAAUAACACUAUAUUUAAAAAGUGUUCAUUUUUACGUUUUACAGCGUGUAAACCGUGCCUUUUGCAUGAGACGCACAUUAGGUUAAGGGGUUCCUCAACGGGAUGUUCUGUUACCAGCGAAAAGCUCUGUCUGAUAUGUUGGUUUUUAUUCGGGAACAUGUGUUACUUUUAGUAGAGGAAAUUUCCGAGGUCAAACUUUUCUGAGGUCAAAUUAUGCCUGCUAAAUGGUGUUCAUUUAAUAACUCAUGUGGAACAGAAGUAUUACACCACUGUACCUGUACAAGAGGAGAAGCAUUCUCCUGAACACCAGAGCUGCUGAUAUUCUUACAUUAUUUUCCUCCUGAUAUUGUGACGCAAACACAAACCCGGCAGCACAAACGAAUAAAUUCCUCAUAAUUCUGUUAUCCUUUAUUUACUACUAUUGUUUUAGAGACAAAUACUUUUAAGCAAUAAAUAAAACCUCCUAAAAAGGGAGUGUAUAGUUUACUUUAUUAAUAAUAAUCCCUGUCUGGGUUGCCAAACACUAACAUCGAUGAUGUUUUCCACACUGACUGUGAGCGUGAUUAGCUUGUUUUUAAAUGAUUGUAGAUGGAUAUUUCUAAAGACGUCUAAUACAAAGUGCCUUAAAUCUGUUCUCCCUGAAUUUGAGAAAAUAAUCAUCCAUUAUAGACAGUUUAAUUUGAAUUUUAGUGUUAUUCUGUUACACUCUGUGAGCCAUCAGCACUGACGGUUGUCCUGUUUUAACAUGAUGUGAAUGGAAACUGAGCUAAAAUAAACAUUAUUAAAAACCUGC
Messenger RNA from Pangasianodon hypophthalmus (striped catfish), 3167 nucleotides. It is a transcript of the gene slc27a1a, whose product is annotated as solute carrier family 27 member 1a. The record is from RefSeq and is a predicted model, not a curated record. Gene Ontology annotation, molecular function: fatty acid transmembrane transporter activity; long-chain fatty acid-CoA ligase activity; long-chain fatty acid transmembrane transporter activity. Gene Ontology annotation, cellular component: mitochondrial inner membrane; plasma membrane. The transcript has 13 exons. Lineage: Eukaryota; Metazoa; Chordata; Actinopteri; Siluriformes; Pangasiidae. Gene Ontology annotation, biological process: negative regulation of phospholipid biosynthetic process; phosphatidylserine biosynthetic process; adiponectin-activated signaling pathway. Bases 298 to 2229 code for a protein of 643 amino acids.